This is a messenger RNA of Xyrauchen texanus (razorback sucker), 1922 nucleotides long. It is a transcript of the gene me1, whose product is annotated as malic enzyme 1, NADP(+)-dependent, cytosolic. NCBI's taxonomy places the organism in Eukaryota, Metazoa, Chordata, Actinopteri, Cypriniformes, Catostomidae. Gene Ontology annotation, molecular function: malate dehydrogenase (decarboxylating) (NAD+) activity; malate dehydrogenase (decarboxylating) (NADP+) activity; NAD binding. The record is from RefSeq and is a predicted model, not a curated record. The transcript is spliced from 14 exons. Gene Ontology annotation, biological process: malate metabolic process; pyruvate metabolic process. Gene Ontology annotation, cellular component: mitochondrion. The coding region runs from base 38 to 1804 and encodes 588 amino acids.
GUUCAGUGACCGGUGCGCUAUUUAAAGGGGAAGCAACAUGGCACGCGCUGUAGUCAAACAGGAAUCAGUCGACUGGGAGAUGCAUAAGUCCGCAGACAAAAACAAGACCUUUGUUUACACGAAGAAAAGGGGGUAUGAUGUUACACGCAACCCCCACCUGAACAAGGGGAUGGCCUUCUCCCUGGAAGAGCGCUUGCAGCUGGGCAUUCAUGGCCUGUUGCCUCCCUGUUUUCUCAGCCAGGAUGUGCAGCUAUUACGGGUCCUUAGGAACUACGAGCUGAAAAAGGAUGACUUAGACAGAUAUGUCUUUCUGAUGGGCCUUCAGGACCGUAAUGAGAAGCUGUUCUAUCGAGUCUUGACCUCAGACGUAGAGAGAUUCAUGCCCAUUGUGUACACGCCUACUGUUGGCCUAGCAUGCCAGCAAUACGGCCUUACCUUCAGGAGACCUAGGGGCUUAUUUAUCACCAUUCAUGACCGCUUUCACAUCUCCACACUACUACAGAGCUGGCCAGAGAAGGACAUUCAUGUCAUUGUAGUGACAGAUGGAGAGAGGAUUCUGGGCCUGGGGGAUCUAGGCUGCUAUGGCAUGGGCAUCCCUGUGGGCAAACUUGCCCUCUACACCUCCUGUGGUGGAAUGCCACCUCAGCAGUGCCUGCCUGUCAUUUUGGACGUAGGGACAGACAAUGAGGAACUCCUGAAGGACCCUCUGUACAUCGGUCUGAGGCAUAAAAGAUUACGUGGGCAGGCCUAUGAUGAACUGCUGGAUGAAUUUAUGAAGGCUGUUACAGACAGGUAUGGAAUGAACUGCCUUAUCCAGUUUGAGGACUUUGCCAAUGUCAAUGCCUUUCGUCUUUUGAGCAAAUAUCGGAAUAAGUACCUUACGUUCAAUGAUGACAUCCAAGGUACUGCUGCGGUGGCUGUGGCUGGACUGCUGACUGCCCUCUGCAUUACCAAAAGCAAAAUGUCAAACCAUACCAUCGUGUUUCAGGGUGCAGGGGAGGCCGCAAUGGGUAUAGCUGAGCUCAUUGUCAUGGCAAUGGAGAAGGAGGGGCUUCCUCGAGAGCAGUGUCUGAAAAAGAUCUGGAUGGUGGACUCUAAAGGACUUAUUGUUAAGGGCCGGGACUACCUCACCCAUGAGAAAGAGAGGUUUGCACAUGAGCAUGCACAAAUGAAGAAACUUGAGGAUGUUGUGAAGGAACUGAAACCUACUGCUAUAAUUGGGGUGGCAGCCAUUGCCGGUGCUUUCACCGAGGAGAUAAUCAAGUCAAUGGCCUCCUUCAAUGAAAGACCGAUUAUCUUUGCUCUUAGCAACCCUACCAGCAAGGCAGAGUGUACUGCAGAGCAGUGUUACACACUCACAGAGGGAAGGGGUAUAUUUGCCAGCGGGAGUCCCUUUGAUCCGGUAACUCUCUCUGAUGGGCGGAAGUUCUAUCCUGGCCAGGGCAACAAUGCCUAUGUCUUCCCUGGAGUGGGGCUGGGGGUCACUGCUUCUGCAAUGAGACAUAUCACAGAGGACAUUUUUCUUGUUGCAGCUGAGGCUAUAGCGGAACUGGUGACAGAGAAGGAUCUUGCAGAGGGGCGGCUAUAUCCUCCUCUCAACAAUAUUCAGGAUGUUUCGUUCAAGCUGGCUGUAAAAAUUGUGGAGUACGCCUUUAAACACAAAAUGUCAACACUGCACCCGGAGCCACAUGAUAAAGAGGCUUUUGUUCGUUCACUCAUCUACAGCACAGAAUAUGAAGAAUUUGCAGUUGACUCAUAUAGCUGGCCUGAGAACGCUAUGACCGUCCAGACAUGCAAACUCUGAAAACCUGAGAUACACAGACCAGAAUGAGACUUAUACCCAGUAUAAUAAUGUAGUUGUUUUAAAUGUGCAAAUGUAAGCGUUUUCUUGAAAUUAUCACUGUCCGCAACCCAAAAAUAUC